AUGAUGCGUCAGCCAUACUCGCCCGGAUCCGGAUUGCGGCUUUGCCAGGGCUGCGGGUUCGUUUCCGGGCGCCAAUCGAUACAACCCGCAAACCGGUCUUCAGUGGCGCUGCAGUUCGGGCAACGCUCCGCCGAUAUGUCACGAACAAUCUCGAUCCGGCCGGCCGCAGCCCGCUAUUUCACAACCUCGCAGCCGUGUCGAAAGGUGAAGCGGUCGCAGGAAGCCCAAGCCCCGGAUGUCUCGAAGACCCGGUUUGGCAGGACAGCUGCGGCAGCAACCUACCAACCACCUGGCGUGGAGCCUGCAGCGGCCGCUUAUACCGUGCGUCAUAUUCUCACGGCUUUCCUCGGCCCCGGUGGUAUUCCAUCCGAAGAAUUUACCCUGUCGGCGUUGCGGGCGCUUGCACAGAUUGAGGUGAGGCAGGUGCCAGAUGCUGGAGAACGUCGCUCCGAUGACGCCGUCGCCGAAACUCGCGGACCUGCCUCGCAACUCUUGGGACUGGAUGACAUAAAGGCUGGUGAGGUCACACGGCCACAGCGGAGCCCCUCACAGCGAUCACAGGACGCAAUAGACCAAAUCUCGGAUGCGGCAUACACGAUUGUUACCCAUCAGACAGUGGUCAUCACUCGGACAAUCCUCGCCGAAUACGUCCAACUCGAAGCCCGCCUUGGUAGGGCAAAGAACUUGCCGCAGAUCCUCGAUCUCUACGCGAGUAAGCCUAAGCCCAAGAUGGUCUCAAACACCAUCAAAUACGUCGAGCGCAACCCGAGCAAGGCCGAAAGCGCAGUCGAUCCUGCGGUUGCCGACAUGGCCCUGGAUGCGGCAAUCGAGGCCAAGGACCUUGGGGCCGCCAUCGGCAUUUUGGAAACUACCUACGCAUCCAAGGCGUAUUUGCGGUCGAAGCUUAUCAAGAAGGCACUGCUUCCCAGCCUCGCUGUCACUGGUACCCCAGUCGGCGUCUACUACGCCGCUACCCAGUUAGCACAACUGCAGCACGCCCUAGAACCCAAGAUUGCAACCGGUUUUGCCUUUGCCGGCGCCAUUUGUUAUGUGGGGUUCACUGCCACUAUCGGCGCGGUGGCCCACUUCACGGCAAACGAUCAAAUGAAGCGGGUGACGUGGGCGCUGGGCACACCGCUGCGCCAUAGGUGGCUCUACGAGGAGGAGCGGGCCGCUCUCGACAAGAUUGCCUGCUCCUUUGGUUUUUCGGAGGAGCACCGCUACGGCGAGGAGGAGGGAGAGGAAUUCCUGUGGCUCCGAGAAUAUAUACUGAACAGGUCCAUGAUCCUCGAUGCGGUCGAUCUCAUGCCGGGCAUGAACUAG
Chaetomium globosum CBS 148.51 is the source of this 1323-nucleotide messenger RNA. RefSeq lists its product as uncharacterized. Lineage: Eukaryota; Fungi; Ascomycota; Sordariomycetes; Sordariales; Chaetomiaceae. The coding region runs from base 1 to 1323 and encodes 440 amino acids. The record is from RefSeq and is a predicted model, not a curated record. The transcript has a single exon.